Messenger RNA from Rhipicephalus sanguineus (brown dog tick), 2128 nucleotides. It is a transcript of the gene Slob, whose product is annotated as slowpoke-binding protein. NCBI's taxonomy places the organism in Eukaryota, Metazoa, Arthropoda, Arachnida, Ixodida, Ixodidae. The transcript has 15 exons. The coding region runs from base 323 to 2080 and encodes 585 amino acids. The record is from RefSeq and is a predicted model, not a curated record.
GAUACCGCGACGCCGCUUUGAAAACAAGUGUGCGCCCGUGUGCGGUGCUUGCGCGAUGAGGCGCUUUUCUCUUAAAUGUCUAAGUUGUAGUCAAAGAUGACUCGCUCAGCAGUCUCUAGAUGCAUUUCUCCCAGUGUAGGACUCAAAUUACUUCGCCUCGGCGUCCGAUAGUUAUGGAGGACGGCUAGUGCGACAAAUCCCCCCUCCCACCGCUUCCUCCAGCAAACGCCUCUUCUGAGUUUCGUUUUGCUUGGCUUUAACCGUUCGCAGUUGGCCGUUGCCUUCGGCGGCAUUUUAGCCCAGCGUUUACUAAGUUCUCAGCAUGACGUUUAAGUGGGACGACUUCGCCAGGGAGUACUACUGGGUAAUUCUUCUAGCGAUAUUUGCUGUGAUGGCACUAGCUGCCAUAGCAAUUUGGGCAAUACUACGAUGCAGAUAUCCUCGACACGAGUACCUGGCUCUCGACAACGAAAGCAGCUUCAUCUCAGAUCGGCUCGAACUGAGCCGGAAACUACGUGGUGAUAUUGAUCGCAAUGAGGCCCUGAUCAAUUGCCAGUACUACCUUCGGGGCUCAACAAGGUACUUCCUGCGUUACCAGCUUUGCAACAUAGGCAGUCGCAUGGACCGGCACUGGUUCGUGGUGCGGGACAGCGCGACGCGCACCGAGCGCCUGCUGACGGUGACGGCGCUGCCGGACGCGUGUCCACUGCGCCACUCGCCCUGUCAGGUGCGACCGGGCUUGCAGGAGAUCUUCCUGGACCUCCAGCACCCUUACGUACACCCGGUGCUCGACAUCGACAUCAAGGUGUUGGCUGAACGCCCGCACGUGGUGGUGGUGUCUCCACUGAACGACGUUGGAUCACUCAAAGAUCUCAUAUACCACAGCAAGUACAACGAGGACUGGCAGGAGAAGUACCGUCCGCAAGGGACGGGCCUCCCACAGGACCAGGUGCAGCGACUGGCCAAGCAGAUUGUUGAGGGCCUGCUCUUCCUACACGAGAAGGACUUCCCGGCAUUCUACAACCUUCACCUGGGCAAUGUCAUCCUCCAGAAUGGCGUGGCCAGGCUGACAGGCUUGGAGAACGUCCUGCUGGGCUAUGUGCCCAGGGUCUCGGCGUUCAUCCGCAAGCGCAUUUGCGAAGACAAGGAGGUCGUCGACGCUGUCUGCUUUGGUCAUGCUCUGUUUGAAAUGGCUGCCGGUUACGAAAUGUCCACAACAAAGCCUACGGACAAAAACUAUGCCGAUGUUGAGCACUGCCCCGAGGUGUAUCAGGUUUUGAGGUUCAUCUUUGAGAACGAAAAUCACCACUAUCCUACUCUAGAAGAGGUUGCCACGCUGGAUUUCUUUCGCAAUAUCGACCUACGCGAGCUCACUACUCACACCGUGCCUCUGGAUGUCCGGUCAACUGUGAAGAGCACCAUGACAAAGACACCCAUCCUAAGGACCAACCUGAGCUCAACUGCCAAACACCUCCUGCGAGAUGUUCAAAGGUUCUAUCGUCAUAAAGGAAAACUCAAAACAUCGCGAUCUAUAUCGGUAUCUUCGUGCGACGGUGGAGAGUCUUCUGACAGUGAAAAAGCAGGCCUGUUGCCGCGCGGCGUUCGGGCCAAGCGGCGGCCGCCAAUGAGUCCCAGCCAGGCACCGCUGGUGCUCAAGAAGCCCUGUCCGCCACCACCGUGUUCCUCGGAGCUGCUCAGUCCGCCCCACGGCUCUUCGUCUUCUCCGCCUCCGGAAUUUUCCUCGUCUCCUCCUCAGGCAGAGACCCCGCCUCCAGAGGGCACGUCGACGUGUCCACCCUCAAAGGCCUCAGACACGUCUCCCGUCGACACCGAGGCCCCACCCCCUCUUGACGUGACCCAUCACGACCCCGAGGGGGAGCCUCAUCAGAACGACGUCGCGGUCACCAACUUUGUGACACCCCUCGUUGAAACCCCACCCCCCAAGGUUCCACCCCGUCCACCUGUCUGGGUCCAGUCGCAGUCCAGCGUGAGCACCUGCGGCUCCGUCGAGUUUUGCACGCCGCCGUCCAGUCCGCGCAUCGACGAUGCCGAGUGGUGCAGCUCGGAGUGCAUCACGUGACCGUCUGUGCCACAACUACCUAGUUACGCAAUUCAAAGCGAAAGCAAA